AUGCCAUCGCCACAGCCGCCCGAACUUCGUACCCUAAAUGGACAGAAAAUAAGUUCAGAAACCCUACGCCUCCCAAAAUGGACGUGGCCGUAUUUCCGUGCAGGCGGAGCCUAUACGCAGUGGCCCCUCCCCGUCUCUGACUAUUCAGGAGGGCGCACGCGCGUAGCCGAUUCUGCUGCCGGCGGAGCAGCACUGAACGGGGGAGAAAACUGCGGAGGAGAUACCAAGGCAGAGGAAAGGAAUGAUCUGCAGCAUUUUAGUGCUGACAGCGCGAGUCUGGUCAGCACCGCAACAGGACCUGAGGACGGGGUGUACAGGCACCUUCUACAUGACAUGCUAUUGCAACCCGGCGCGGUUGAGGAGCUGUUGUACUUCGUCUCCGAAUGCAAAUGUCACUUAGUGGUUAUCUGCAGUGUAGGGAGGCUCGUGUGCGGUCAUAAGGGUAUCGUACACGGGGGGUUCACAGCAACUUUGCUAGAUAACUCACUUGGCGUUCUGGGCCAUGCACAGUACAACAGGGCCGCCACAAAGAAUCUCUCAGUGAAGUAUCUGAGACCCUUUGUGGCCGACAGCACAGUCCUUUUGGAUGCGUAUAUCAAAGAUAUCAACCCGCACGUCUGCACUAUUGCAGGAACUCUUUUGGGACCGAUACCACCUCAGUUCGCAUCGAACUUCCCCCCGCAGCAGCAACAACAGCAACAACAGCAAGAGAAGCAGAACGGGCUCGAAACUUUGCCGCCGCGGGAUGAGGGCCUGUGGGUAGUUGCCGCUGUUUCGGGAGAAAUGGUGGAUGUAACGAGGCAGUGGAAGGGUCUGUAA
Molecule: messenger RNA, 819 nt
Organism: Cyclospora cayetanensis
Lineage: Eukaryota; Apicomplexa; Conoidasida; Eucoccidiorida; Eimeriidae
Exons: 1
Coding region: 1-819 (272 amino acids)
Source: RefSeq, a predicted model, not a curated record